AGCUGUAUUUUAAAGCAUGGUUAAGUGUACAGCUUUAUAAUAUGCAAAAAGUGAUGCAUAAUAAUGGUUCCUACAGUAAAGACAUUCUUCCAAAUAUUUAGGUAGAAUCUUGUUUUCUUUUGUAAUUUUAAAGGCCUUAUUCUAAUUUCUAGAUUGGUAGAAAACAAAUUUGCUCUUCUUCUAUAUAAUAUCCCAUCCGAUGCUUAAAGACAGCUAUCAUUUCACCUCUCAGUCUUCUCUAAACAUACUCAGAUCCUUCAGUCAUUUUUCAUAAGACAUUAUGUUCAAAAUCUUUGAUAAUCUUGGUUGCCCUCCUUAGAAUAUGCUCCAAUAUCGUUCCAGAACUGUGGUUUUCCUAGUGAGGUCUGAUUAAAGCAGAAUAAAAUGGCACUAAUAUUUGAACUGGAUUCUAUUAUCUUGUUGAUGCAGCUCAGCUGCAUUGAUGCCUUAUUCUGGUAUGUGCUGCAGUUCCUGAAAAAUGAAUCACCUUCCCAUUGGCUUUCUUCUUUCCUCAGCUCCGACAAUGCCGAGGCAUGGUCUCAUUGCUGUACUCUACUUCUCGCUAUAACAGCAGUUCAACUGGUUCCACUACGAAUCCUGUAAAAGUUGGUGUUCUCCAAUAUCUCUGCAACCGUUUUUAUGAUGUUGAAACCUUUGUAGACAUCAGCAAGGCACUAAAGAAGUGGAAUCUGCACAGAAAAAACAAGCUUUGCGUUGAAGCAUGCGAGCGUCAUGGAUUUGAAGUUGGAGCUGCUGUCUUUGUCCUGAACCAGAAAGGAAGAAUUAGGGCCUGGGGUCAAAAUAACUGGUACCAGAAUAGUAUCACAAAAUGGAAAAAUGACGUGGAUUUUCAAAACUAUGAAGACAUCCGCUUGGAGGCCAUCGACAUCAGUGGUUCCAUCAUCAGCUACAAUGGUCUGGAUAACCUAGUCAACCUGAAAGCCCUGAAAUACCUGGACCUCAGCAGGUGCCCCAACAUUGACGACUGGAGCUUGUGCCGGCUGACUGCCUUGGGAGACACACUGGAGGAGCUUUCGCUUGCUGGCUGCCCCCGGAUCACCGAGAGAGGCCUUGCUUGCCUCCAUCAUCUUCAAAACCUGAAACACUUGGAUGUCUCAGACCUCCCUUCCGUUCAACACAAAGGGUUGGUUCGGAUCCUGUUGGAGGAGAUGUUACCCCAAUGUGACAUCGUAGGAAUGGGCUAUGGGGAAAUGGAGCCACGUGUCGAAGAUGCCGUGAAUAGAGACGAAAUGGAGGAGCAUCAGGAAGCAACCAGUAACUUGAAAACCCGUGAAAUCCAUACUUGAGCAGAGAGAGAGGGGACUUUUUUGCUCAGCGAAGACAUUCUGCGAUUCUCUGUUUCUUGUUUGCAUUUAGGCAUCACAGAGAUGGCAAAGAAGUUUGUUAUUCUAAAGUAGUAGCAGACAAUGGUUAAAGGACAAGGGGCUACAUUAGCCUCCAAGGAGACUCACCACAACACACACACAAAUCAACCUCCAAAUGCUUCCAAACACCUCAGAAGUGUGGAGAUAUAUUGCCACGUUUGGCAAAGAACAGUGGUGGACAAUUUAGGGUCCAGGAGAGGAUGUGACAGGAAACCCACCUCCUUUUUUAAAGUAAGAUUUCUCCUGGGCCUAAAAUGGUGUCUCACAACUGUACCCAAAAUGUCCUCAUGCCCUCUAUAAAAGAAUUUUGGGUGUGGAUGUUCUUUAAACAACAGUUUGGGGAGCCCGCAAAAAUUAUCCCACAGGCCACAUGGAACUCCUGCUCUAAAGCAAGGUUGAAUCAAUGUUUGACUCAGGAUCUACUGUUAGUUGGAAAAUCUUUCCUGAAAAAAAAAACAGAAGUCUACUUUUGGACCUCAUUUUUGAAGGGUGGGGGAAAACAGAUAUGUAUUUAUUUAUCAUCUCAGAAGCAAAUCGAGAAUACAGUUGCAAUGUAUUUAAAAACUCAAACAAAGUUUUUAAAAAACUUGGCAUUAUACUGUCCUUUGACAAGUAGCUGGUCACUGGUGUUGCUAUAAGAAGGUCCUCCAUUGUGCAUGUGGCAGAGCUCAGGUUGCAUUGUAGUAGGUGGUCUGUGAUUUGCUCUUCUCCACACUCACAUGUCAUGGACUCCACUUUGUGGCCCCAUUUCCUAAGGUUGUCUCUGCAUCUCGUGGUGCCACAGCACAGCCUGUUCACCAUCUUCCAAGUCGCUCAGUCUUCUGUGUGCCAAGGAAGGAGUCCCUCAUUUGGUCUCAGCCACUGAUUGAGGUUCCGGGUUUUUGCCUGCCGCUUUUGGACUCUUGCAUGCUGAGGUGUUCCUGCGAGUAUCUCUGUAAAUCUAAUAAAACAAUUUCUUGGUUUAA
Molecule: messenger RNA, 2350 nt
Organism: Anolis sagrei ordinatus
Lineage: Eukaryota; Metazoa; Chordata; Lepidosauria; Squamata; Anolidae
Product: distal membrane-arm assembly complex protein 2
Cellular component (GO): cytoplasm
Source: RefSeq, a predicted model, not a curated record